AUGUCAUAUUACAGGGUUCUGAAGAUGUGUUAUAUUCAACAAAGACUCACACCGUUGCGAGCAUUUUCAACCUGCAUUCGUUUAGCCAUGGCUGAUGCACCCGUAGACAUCAGUGGAUGGCGAAAGAAAUAUUUGAAUGAAGAAGAACCAGAAGUGCUCGAGGAAAAUUUACCGACAAACGAUCCGCAUAAGCUUUUUGAUAUUUGGUUCAAGAAAAUAGCAGAACAGAAGGACACAACAUUCGAAGAACUGAAUUGCUGUGCUUUUUCUACUGUAGGAAAAAACAAUCGACCAUCAUCGAGAAUCGUCUUGUUAAAGUCCUAUAAGCCACCUGGAUUUUCAUUUUUUACAAAUUAUGAUAGUAGAAAGGGAAAAGAGCUUGAAGCGAAUCCCUACGCUUGUAUGCUGUUCUAUUGGGCUCGCCAAGUCAGACAGGUGCGCAUAGAAGGUAAAGUCGAAAAGUUGCCAGAACAGGAUGCUAUCGACUACUGGAAUUCUCGACCGCUAUCAAGUCGAAUAGGCUCGAAGAGUAGUGAGCAGAGCAGUGUGAUUCCUAAUAGACAAUUCCUCAAGGACAAACGAAAAGCACUGCAAGAAUUGGCGGAAAGAGAAGGUGAAAAAGCUAUCACCAAGCCUGACACAUGGGGUGGUUAUAUCCUCAUACCUGAUUACUACGAAUUUUGGCAAGGACAAAGCGAUCGUGUACAUGAUCGCUUGGAAUUUCGAAAGACCGACGUUGGAAAUGGCUGGGAAAUGCGGCGGCUUUCUCCAUAGAUUGUAGAGUUUCGAAUAGCUAUAGACUGAUUGUGAUUUUCAAUCAUAAUUGUUCAUAAUUUGUGACCAAAUAAAUAUUCUCCACUUAU
Cylicocyclus nassatus is the source of this 863-nucleotide messenger RNA. Lineage: Eukaryota; Metazoa; Nematoda; Chromadorea; Rhabditida; Strongylidae. The record is from the annotation of a GenBank genome assembly.